AUGGAGGGAUACUUCGAUAAUGACCUGAAGGACGUCUUCGAGGCGGACAUUGACCCGGACAUGCAAGAGGUACUGGACGAAGACUCAGAAAUGAGCGACUGGUUGAUACGCGACUCAAAGUCUGGUGUGGUGCUACACGACCGGCUGAUGACAGACGCAGCCCUGGGCGCAGCGCCCAUCAAGACAGAACACUCGUACAGCCUCCACUCAGACGUUGAGUCCGCGCCCUCCUCGCCACACCACACCAAAGUUGAUGACAUGGAAGAUGAAUGUUACCCAGCCAUGCCAGCGAGUGCGUGGAGCAGUCGACGGCGCUCCAGUGAUUCACCCCCACGGGAGGUGAAGACAGAACCCAAGUCAGAACCAGAAUCGCCAGCCUCAUCCUGCCCACCCUCCCCCACGCCCGGCACACCUGUCACACAUCUCGACUACGUCAUCGACCACACAACGGGAACAAUCCACAUGCCACAAGCGGUCUUACAGAAAGUUGGCGCCGCUGGAGUACCACAGUUGCUGCUGAGCGCGGCGCCAAGACUCGCCAAUUCCCUUACAUCAAACAAACUAUCCAUUAAGGUCACCAGUUCUAGCGCUUCAGGGUUCAAUUUACCACCGACGCCGCCGUCCUCGCUAUCGUCAUCGGACAGUGAGGGCGCGCUGUCGCCCGCGCACGAGGCCCCGCCCGCGCCCGCGGCGGCGCCCCCGCGGCGCGCGCACCUCUACGUGUCCCACCACUCGCGGCAACCGAUCAACACGCCGCUCAUUAGCACGCAACCGAAAGGGUCAACAGGUACUUUGGUCCUCACAGAAGAAGAGAAACGCACACUACUGGCCGAAGGGUACCCCGUGCCCACGCGUCUACCCCUCACUAAAGCCGAGGAGAAAUCCCUGAAGAAAAUCAGGAGGAAAAUUAAAAAUAAGAUAUCGGCACAAGAGAGCAGACGCAAGAAAAAGGAAUACAUGGACCAGUUGGAGAGAAAAGUCGAGAUAUUAGUUUCCGAAAACACUGACUACAGAAAGAGGGUAGAAUCGUUGGAACAGAAGAACGCGAGUUUGCUGAGUCAGCUGGCCGCGCUGCAGGCGCUGGUGGCGCGCGGCCGCAAGUGA
This is a messenger RNA of Diatraea saccharalis (sugarcane borer), 1104 nucleotides long. The record is from the annotation of a GenBank genome assembly. Lineage: Eukaryota; Metazoa; Arthropoda; Insecta; Lepidoptera; Crambidae.